Messenger RNA from Asparagus officinalis (garden asparagus), 2166 nucleotides. Its product is annotated as basic leucine zipper 23-like. Gene Ontology annotation, molecular function: DNA-binding transcription factor activity, RNA polymerase II-specific; RNA polymerase II cis-regulatory region sequence-specific DNA binding. The record is from RefSeq and is a predicted model, not a curated record. Gene Ontology annotation, biological process: regulation of transcription by RNA polymerase II; DNA-templated transcription. The coding region runs from base 647 to 1468 and encodes 273 amino acids. NCBI's taxonomy places the organism in Eukaryota, Viridiplantae, Streptophyta, Magnoliopsida, Asparagales, Asparagaceae. The transcript is spliced from 2 exons.
UUUUUGAGAAAGUUUAGGUUUCGAAAUUGCUUAUGCUUUCUUGUUAUUGAUAUCUACGUUGAUUCCUAUCUUUUAUAUGUUUUGUGGCGAUACGCUAGUUUUGAUCCUCGUUUUAGGGUUUCUAGGGUUUCUAUUUCACUUGGUUCAAUUACUGUUCAAAAUGGCAGCUUUUUCCCAAUUUAGGUUGUGGUCAAAUUAUUGAGUUUUGUGCUAUUUUAGGCAAAGUUAUUUAAUUAUUUUCUACUGUAUUUGAUCUCGGACAAAUUCAGCAUCCUAUCAAGACUUGUCAUUUUGCCCUCGCUGCAGAAUUAUGUCGAUUUUAUGGCAAUUUCGUAUUUUUAUUACUCAUUUGAGGGUUUUUAGGGUUUGCUCUGAUAGCUAGUUCACUUGGUUCCAUUACUGCUGAAAAAUGGCAUGUUUUUCUAAUUCAGCUCAUGCUUAAAAUAUUGGAUUUUUAAAACUAUUUUAGUCAAAUUUAUAUAAUUUUUUUCUACAGCAUUUAAUUUCACCCGUCAAAUUUAGCAUCAAAUCAAAAAUUUCCUCCUUGUUCCCAAUGGAGAAUUAAGUUGGUUUCUUGAAACAUUUCACUAAAAGCUGUAUUUUUUUUAUCUUGUUCUUUGACAAAAUUAGGUCGUUGAAUCUAAUAAUGGAAGACGGUGACAUCGAUUUCUCGAACCCAGAGGUGUUCUCUGGGACAAAUGAGCUCCCAAGCAGCUGCUCUAUGGACAGCUUCUUCGACGAAAUACUUAAGGACACCCAUGCAUGCACCCACACCCACAUCUGCAACCCCCCAGGAACUGACCUGCCUCAUACUCACACUUGCUACCAUGUCCACCACAAGAUCUUCUCCCCUCCAACUGAUGAAAGCGCCGACUCUGUCGAAAAGAACCCUACCAAGAAAAGGUCACUAGGCAACCGGGAAGCAGUUAAAAAAUACAGAGAGAAGAAGAAAGCCCGGGCAGCUUCGUUAGAAGAGGAGGUUUCCCAUUUAAGAGCAGUUAAUCAGCAGCUUAUGAAGAGGUUACAAGGGCAAGCUGCAUUGGAGGCAGAGGUUGCGAGGCUGAGGUGUCUGUUGGUUGAUAUAAGAGGGAGGAUAGAGGGAGAGAUUGGAACAUUUCCUUAUCAGAAGCCAGGGAAUGUAAUGUUGCAGGGGAAUUUGAUGGGUGCGGGUGGAGCCCAUGUUAUGAACUCGUGCGAGGAUUUGAGGUGUGAUGAUCAGAUGUAUUGCCUUCGCCCGGGAAUGCAAGGGAAGGUAGGGGGAGAAGUUAUGGUCGGGAAUGGUCAGGGGUGUGGAACUUGUGAGAUUGGGAAUAUUCAGUGCAUGGGAAGUUCGAGCACAGGGAUGAAGGAGCUUUUUGCUUGUGGUGAUGGUAAUGGGAUGACAGCUGGUUGUUCAGCAAACGCUGACAAGAUGAUGGAGCCUCAGCCAACAUCAACAUCAAAGUUAGUAGCAGAGUCCAAGUUCUAAACCGAGCCAGAUCAGAGCCUAAACUGAAACUUGAGCCUGAGUUAUCAUCAGAGGCCCAGCGGCAAGAUAUUGCUUUAAAAUCUGAGACCGAGUCAGAUCCAAAAUUAUAACUGAAGUCAAGAUUGGAGCCCAAGUUAAGAGUCUAAUCUGGAUCUGGAGGUGGAGCAAAACUAGAGCCCUAGCCUGAGCCAUAACUGAUUUUGAUGCUGAACUGAAGGUUUAACCCGAGGCACAAUCUAAUUUCUUCACCAAGAAGAUCUUACAUCAAAUUCAAUCAAAAGAAAAAGAUUUGGUUUAUUGUGUUUUUUAUUCGAGAUCUUUAUGGUAGAAGCAAAAACUUUGUUGGAUUUUUUUCCUUUACUGUCACACUUCAAUUUCAUGAAGAUGAACUUUGUUAUCCAAAAUUCUUCCCCACCUCUUCUUAGUUAAGCUAUGCGCUUAAUUUUGAUCACUUCUUUGUUGCUCAUGCAACAAUACCUACAAUAUUCGAUAUUCAUUAUUUAUGCCACUAUAAAAUUCGAGGUCAAAUUUUCUCAAAACAGAUAAGAUUUGAUGCAAAACGACUUAAUGAAGUAAAUGAGUUAGAGAUAGCUAGUCAAGCAUUCAUCUCACUGGGAGAAAUUUUGAUUUGAUUAGGAUUGAGGAUAAUCUAGUUGGAUUGCAGAUUUCACAGUUUUAUUAGAAUUGAGGAAAUCUUA